AUGCAACAACGAGGACUGAAUGUGAUGCUCUUGACAAAUGAACCUAUUCGGCAAAUCCAGCUUGUCGCGAUUGGAGGCUCUAUCGGUACCGGCCUGUUCAUUGCCAUUGGAACAGGUCUAUACAAGGGCGGGCCAGGAAGCUUGCUUCUCGCCUUUAUCAUCCAGUCUCUCAUGGUCGGCAUGCUCAAUAGUUGUCUGGCUGAGAUGACCACCUACAUAUCCGUAAGCGGUGGUUUUAUCCGACUCGCAGGCUACUGGUUUGAUGAAGCCUGGGGAUUCAUGGCUGGAUGGAAUUUCUUCAUCUAUAUGGCUCACACGGUGCGCUUCGAGAUUUCGGCGGUCAACAUUCUUCUGGAGUACUGGCGACAUGACAUUCCUGUUGUGGCAGUGUGCUUGGCUUGUAUUGCAGCUUUCACUCAUCAACUUGCUUUGCCAUUGGUGCCCUACGGAGAAGCCGAAUUUUGGCUCUCUGAUAGCAGAGUCAUCUUACUCUUCAUUCUGUUCUCCUUUAUAUUCGUCACCAUAGUCGGCGGUAAUCCGCAAGGCGACACAUAUGGAUUCCGCCACUGGCAAAACCCCGGUACAUUCGCGGGGUAUAUUGCAGUCUUUACCUGCGCCUGGCCGGAAUAUAUCUCUACAGUUGCAGCUGCAGUCAAGUACCCCUGUAUAUAUAUUAAAAGCGCCUUCAAGAACGUCUACUGGCAGUUUAAUAUCUUCUUUGUCAGAGGUGCAUUGUGUGUGGGCACCCUUAUCGCCUACAAUGAUUCUACCCUCGUUGCAGCUUUAGAAAGCGGGGAGUUGUCUGCUGCCGUGUCACCCUAUAUUAUUGCCAUACAGAACCUUGGUAUUGACGUUAUCCCUUAUAUUAUCAGUGCCCUGAUAGUAACAACAGUCUUCCCUGCUAACAAUACUUACAACUAUACCGCGACCCGUGUACUAUAUGGUGCGGCGGUGUUCCAAUCUAUAACUUUAUUGUGCGUAAUGCAAAAUGUCUGCAAGGCACAAGAUUUCGACCGAUUCAAACUCCCCUAUACGGGACUGUUCCAGCCUUAUUUAAUGAGUACUGCGAACUGUUUCCUAGGCUUUAUUAUGCUAUUGUUGGCACCUAUCGCAUUCCUUGGCUGGAAGAUCUACAAGGGAACAAGGUGGUUACGGCCGCAUGAGGGAGUUGAGACGGAGCAGCCUAUUGGGGUUUGGAGAGAAAUGGUUAGGCUUAGGGAUAUACGGAGGCUUUGUAGCCGCAAAAGCACAGGCGAUCAGGUCUGA
Messenger RNA from Aspergillus caelatus, 1266 nucleotides. Its product is annotated as amino acid permease-domain-containing protein. The coding region runs from base 1 to 1266 and encodes 421 amino acids. The transcript is spliced from 10 exons. The record is from RefSeq and is a predicted model, not a curated record. Gene Ontology annotation, biological process: amino acid transmembrane transport. Lineage: Eukaryota; Fungi; Ascomycota; Eurotiomycetes; Eurotiales; Aspergillaceae. Gene Ontology annotation, molecular function: amino acid transmembrane transporter activity. Gene Ontology annotation, cellular component: membrane.